Molecule: messenger RNA, 1479 nt
Organism: Dermacentor albipictus
Lineage: Eukaryota; Metazoa; Arthropoda; Arachnida; Ixodida; Ixodidae
Source: RefSeq, a predicted model, not a curated record
AUGAGGGCUAAGAAUGCGAGUGUGGCGGAGGAACUACUGGAGGAAAGAAUUUCAUCGUUACCGCAAAAGCAGCAGGCCAGUGUUCGCGCAUGCUUCCAAGCUUCAAAAAGAGCCAGUAGGAAGGGCAUGUGCUACAAUCAGGAAUGGAUACUUGAAUGUAUCCUGAAUAAACUGAAAAGCCCUCGACUUUAUCAGCACAUCAGAAAGAACGAGAUCCUCGUAAUGCCCAGCAAGACCACUCUGAAAAGGUACAUGAAGUCAUAUCGGUCGACGUUCGGUUUUAAUGUCAAAGCAUUGGGCAUCAUAAAGAAAAAAGCCAGCAGCAUGACAGACCUCGAGAAACAUGGUGGAUUGCUGGUAGACGAAAUGAAGUUAUCAGAGCAUUUCAGUGUGACGGCCUCUGGACAAAUUCAAGGUUUUGUUAACCUCGGAGAAUUCACAAGGCCCGAGGACCGGUACCAGCAGUGUGAUCACGGGAUGAUCAUUAUGUUUGUUCCAUUCGCAGGAAAAUGGAGCCAGAUUGUUGGCGUUUUUGCUACCAAAGGAAAUGUUAAAGGAGAUAUGCUGCUGAAAAUUCUUCUUGAAGCAGUGAUCCUAGUUGAACAGGCAGACUUGUUCGUUGAUCACAUCACGUGUGACGGGGCCUCUUGGAACCGGAAGAUGUGGAGACUAGCUGGAGUUUCCGCGUCUUCUAAAGAAAUAAAAUGUGCUAUACAGCACCCUGUCAACGAAAAGAGGAAACUGCACUUCAUCUCCGAUUUUCCCCAUCUGCUUAAAUGCCUGCGAAACGGGUUACUCAAGAAUGGCUUUACCACACCAACGGGAAUGGUAUCCGUGCGGCCAGUUCGGGAAGCAUAUCUACGGGACUGCAGCGUACGGACACUUAAAGUAAUGCCAAAGUUGACUGAGACACACCUGGAUCCAAACUCGUUUGAGAAGAUGCGAGUUACGUCCUCGUCCCAAACGCUACAACGUGUCCAGCGUCACAACCCGCUUUCGGACCACGUUAGCCGGCUGUCGUCGGUCAGUGCAGCCGAGGUGGCUGCCAUGAUUCGAGACGCUGUCAGGAGCAUUCGAUACAUUGACGCCUUCGUGCAAAUGUCCUGCAUCGUCAGACACCACAUCGCCUGCCAUUCUCGCGACAAUUCCCGUCUCCAACCGGACGGCCUGGCGGAGGAUUGCUGGUUCCUGCGUCACAGCACACUCCAGGAGUACGUUGCCCGGCGGUCGUCGGUCAGUGCGGCCGAGGCAUCCGCCAUGAUUCGAGACGCUGUGAGGAGCUUUCGAGACCUGGACGCGUUCAUGCAAAUGGCCGACGUCGUUACGCCCCGCGUCGUCUGCCAGUCUCCCGAGGAUUCCCGUCUGCAAUUGGAUGGCCGGAAGGAGAAUUGCAUGUUCCUCGUGAUGCCAUACCUGAUGCCCGAAUACAUCAAGCUACACUUACUCAACCGCCCACCUCGUGAGACGCUGUUGGCGUGA